GGGUAGCAUAAUGGGUUACACAGCUCACAUGUCUGCAUCCCUGUUAGUCAUAAAACCCAAGCUUCUGCUUGGGGAGGGGAGCUGUGGAGAUGAUUGCUCCCAGAUGUGGAUGUCCCAUCCAGUGCUCCAGAAUACGGUGGAUGAGUGUAUGUGUGGGAAUGUGAGUGUCUGUGUGGGAAUGUGUUGCAGGAGGAGCAAAAGAGUCGUGCACUGUGCCCAUGGGUUACGUGUUGGCCAGUUAACUCCUUACAAGGGAAGGAGAAAAGGCUGUGAGGUACUAGUUCAUGUUAGAGGCAGCUCUUCUAGUUAGGAUCUCGGGGUGGGGUGGGGUGUGUGCAUGCAAGUGCUGGGGGAUGGAACCCAGAGCGUUGCACAUGCUACGCAAGUGCUCUACCACUGAGCUGCACCUCAGCCCUUUCUCUCAGUUUUGAUGGUUUAAAUCCACUUCUUGGUACUCUGUUGCAGUGGUCUUUAAUACAAAGAGAGGAGAGAUGCCUGCUUCUAGAAGAGCCCAGUUAUCUUUCCUCCCUGAAUGUUGAAAAUGAACCAAGCGGGUCAUCUGGUUUUCUGAUUGUAAGAAUAUGACUGCAUUGUAGGUGCAGGAUAGGUGUCUACGUAUGGUUACUGUAGGGCAUUGGAGAUGGUUGUUCUUGUCUUAAGUUUGGUUUUCAAGGAAUGUGCUUGUCAUUAAGAGGUGACCUGGGACACUCCUCUGUGAUCAGAAUUAUUUCUGAAUUCAGGUCCUCCCUCUGUCGUGGUUCAUUUGCUUAACCUUGCUUAGCCCCUCUCCCCCUUCUCUCUGGGCUUCAUUCUUCAUAUGUCUCUGAGGUCCUUCCAGUGCGAAGGCACAAGGAUUCAUUGAGGGGGUGAGGAAGGAAAGAGCUUCAGCCUGUAGGAGUUUUCCUUUUUUAAAGAAAAAGGUCAGCCCUUAGGUGUUGUUGGGGGAAAUAGCUGAAAGUUUGCUUGGGCUCUGCUGGGCAGGGAGCUCUGGAGAAGAGCCUGGGGGAGAAUGAGAGGCAGCAGGAGGUAGGAAUGGCUGCGUGGAGGGGCUGCCCCUCAUGGUGUGCUGCUUGGAUCUUUUGACCAGGCAAGUGAGACACUGGAGCCUGAGGGAGCGUCAUGGCAGUGUUUCUGGAGGCCAAGAAUGCCCACUCGAUCCUGAAACGCUUUCCUCGUGCCAAUGAGUUCCUGGAAGAGCUGCGCCAGGGCACCAUUGAACGAGAGUGCAUGGAAGAGAUCUGCAGCUACGAGGAAGUCAAGGAGGUGUUUGAGAACAAAGAGAAAACGAUGGAGUUCUGGAAGGGAUACCCGAAUGCAGUCUACUCUGUCCGAGACCCCUCCCAGAGUUCAGAUGCCAUGUACGUGGUGGUGCCCCUUCUGGGGGUAGCAUUGCUGAUUGUCAUCGCCUUGUUCAUCAUCUGGAGGUGCCAGCUGCAGAAAGCAACUCGUCAUCACCCCUCCUAUGCUCAGAAUCGGUACCUAGCUAGUCGCACCGGGCACAGCCUCCCCCGGGUCAUGGUGUAUCGUGGCACUGUGCAUAACCAGGGGGAGUCUUCUGGUCACCGUGAGGCUGGGAGCACACCACAGGUGGUGCUGGGGUCUGGCCGAGGGGGCAGAGCCACAGUCCGGCUUGAGAGCACUCUCUACCUCCCUGAGCUCUCUCUCUCCAGACUGUCCAGUGCCACUCCUCCCCCCUCCUAUGAGGAGGUGACCGCACCCCAGGAGGGCAGCAGUGAGGAGGCCAGCAUCUCUUAUAGUGACCCACCCCCAAAGUAUGAGGAGAUAGUGGCCGCCAGCCCUGGUGCAGACAAGUAGUAGGCACAUGUCCUGGCCCAUGUGAAAGCCUCUCUCAGAGGCCUCCUGUUUUCUUUUCAACUUUUGAAAGACUGUGCCACCACAAAACAGCCUUAGCCUCCUUGUUGCCAAAUAAUUCCCUAACCGUGGAUUUUUAGGAAGUCAGUUGUCAGAGAUGGGUGGGGAGGGUGGGGGUCAGGAAUACACAUGAGGCAAAGCCCCCUGGGAAGAGCUACACACCUGAGAGCCCAGCUCUCCCCAAAGCCCCCAAAUCCCCCCUGUCCUGUCCUCCCAUCAGGGACUGGCUUCUCUUAAUGCCAAAGGAAUCAGCCCAUUUUGUUGAUUGCGGCUGGAGCUGUGGGGCUGGCUGGAGACCUGUGUAUGGGCCCAGAGGUGAGGGAGAGAAGCCAGCCCUACCGCACUGCUCUUCCUCAACAACUCUGUGCUUUCUGUCCUCUCUUACACUGUAAGAACAGGACAAGGAUUUAGCAACAACAAAACAAAACAUGUAAUAACAAAGAUGAAUAAUGAACAAAACAAUAGCACCUGGGCCAUUCAUAGAAGGCCAAGGGAAGUCAGUCGCACAGUUCCGUGACUGCACCCCCACCCUCCUGACCAGGUCGAGAUGUCUGUGUGAAGGAUGCAGGGUAGGGGGCUGGGUAGCAGAGCUCCUUCCUGCAAAUUGACCAAGGGGCCCGCAUGAACUGUGCCACCCUGUUUCUGGUGUGCUUGACCUUCCCAGACCUGUAUACCAGCUGUGUUAAAACCACUACCCACAGACCUGAGCCCACUUGCAGUCCAGAUGCACUUUGUCCUGGGGAAAACUCAUGCUCCUGACCCUGCCUGUGGAGCCCAUCCCCUCCCAAGCGGCUGGGCUGCAGACUGGGACCCAUAGCUGAAGUCUUCUCCCUGUGUGAUUGAUUAAUCCAUAGGACAGUUAAACCCGUGAGGUUGGUCUUCUCAUCAUGGAGCUCUCUCUGGCUUUGAAAUUUUAGAAUACUUCCCUUUUUGUGAAUAGGUGCAUUGAACUUGAACUUCAGAUUGAUGAUUUCUCCUUAAUGAUGGUGCCCACCUGAGGAGAAGAUUUCAAAGUGUCUCUUUUUCAAAAUUUUUUUGUGUGAGAGCCCAUGAGCUGGGGUUGAAGGCUGUCCAGGGUUUACUCUGCCAUGGCCAGGUGCUGGUCCAUUUUCAGUGAGGCUUUGGACAGCAGUCGGGCGAAGGUGACCCGCUCUGUAACUGUGCCAGUUACCAUGCAAAAGACACUGUUGAUAUCAUCUCUCCCCAGCCCAUCACCAUCCUCCUGACUGCAGUGCCAAAUCAUUUUUCCUCUGUGGUGCUUUAAAAAAUGUAGCAAAUUUUUUGGGGCCCAAAAGAGUGCAGAGCAAGGGUCUAUUGGCAACUGCAGCAGUUUAAAGCCCAUUGAUAACAAGCUUCCUUGUCUAAACAGCUCUCUAAGGCAGGCAUCCCGGGGAUUCAUUCCUUGAAUGCAUCCCUGCCUUGGGGCCACAGAUGAUUUCUGGAGGCCCCAUUCAGUCCUGGGGAAAGUCCCAGGAGAUGUUCACAGUCAGGAGGCUGCCAACUUGGCUAAGCUGAUCCUGUGGUAUGGUUUCCCAUCCUUCACCCUUCCUCACAGCCUCAGGACGUUGACUAAGCUAAUGGUUGAAGCACCAUGGAGCCAGUGAGGCUUGUCUUUAGGGGGAUUCUUCUAGAGAUGUGUAGGUUUCUCUGAGGGCCUAUUAUGCCUCUGAUGUUGAGUCUCAACCUGAAGAGUCUCCUGCCACUUGGCCCUCUCUGCAUCCCCUCCCCUCUCCCCAGAGUUCUCUAAUGCCAGAGAUGCUGACCAGGUGGCAUUCCAACUUUCCUGCCUUCCUCUUUCUCUCCCCUGGAUCACUAGCAUUGCACUCCUGCCCUUCCUCAUGAAGGGAUUUUUGGCCUGAAAGGUCCCUUAUUUUUUCAAUGAUGAAAACUGGGACCAAUUCCAUUCAGCUAUGCUGGAGGAACUGGAGAAAACCGGAAGCUCUGGGCCAGCUUGUUUUCCCAGGAUUUUCUCAAGCAGGUGCCCAAGUGUGACCUGGGAGCUUGUGAAAAGAGACCUAGCCUAUUGUGUCUCCCCUUCCCCCUACCAGGUAGCAGACAGCCAGGCAUGGGCUCCGUGGACCAGAGCCAGAGGGAUUAUGCCAAGGAAUGCCCACUGCCCAUGGCAUCUGUUGAGUCCAAUAUCUUGUGAGACUGGGUGGUGGCCAACAGAGAGAGAGUGGGAAGCAGAAGCCUGACACUGGCCUGUGGAGGGCAGCAUGUGUUUCUCUGGCUGAGGACUGGUUGUGGGGAGAGCCAGAGGCAACUCCUUAAAGCCUGUGGUCUCUGGUUCAGGUGCUUCACAAGUUUUCCAGUGGGGUUGUGCCAAAGGCUCUGGGUUGGUUUUUGCAUCAUAUAGUAGAAAAAAGACUGUAGAGUAUACACAGUGGGUAGAACUCCUUGCGGUGCACACUUGGCUUUUAUGAAUGCCCUGUACAUAUCUUUUCAAAUUGUCUUUGUAUGGGUGUUGAUUUGAUACAAUGCUAACACUUCAGUAGCCACAUUUCUGUUGUUUUUGGACUUGUGUGUGUGUGUGUGUGUGUGUGUGUGUGUGUGUGUAUACACGUAUGCACGUUGCCUUCUCUCAUUGCUUAUCUGAAACAAUAGCCGGUGUGCGGCUAUAUUUGUACCAGGAGGGAUCCGGUCUGAAAGAAGGAAUGUCCCCUCCUAGGAGUGGACAGCCUUGACAGGGCCCUGAGUGAGGAAACCAAGAUUAACUGUUGGAGCCCCCCCACAAAGUCAUUACUUUCUGUCCCCCACAAAAGUUUUGGAAGAAGAUGAAGGAGUUUUACUCUGUGGGUCCCCCACUCAUGCCCUUUUGGCAUGGUGCCCCUGCCUUGGCUCCUGCUCUGUGGGCAACAGCUGAAGGAAUUCUGAGCACUCCUGGACAUGUGUGUGUGUGUGUGUGUGUGUGUGUGUGUGUGUGUGUGUGUGCAUGGAAAGAUGUGUGACUAUUGACUUUGGGAAUGGUGGGGUUAGUUACUUAGAUAUUUUUCAUUAAAAAGAAAAGGCUUUAAAAAGUUCCUUCAAAUAUGACUGUCACUCAUUUUCAACCAAAAACUUUUUAAGACUUUUUAAAACAACAAUUGCAAUCCUGUCCCUUCCCCAUUGCCCAUCACCUUGGGUUUUCAAAAUGAAAGCACAAGAGAAAGAGUGGGGCGCACAGGUGCCUGGCGCGUGCACUUUCCCUGCACAGCUGCGUUGCGCCCUGGCUGAGGGAGAUGCAGUGCUAAGCAGUUGGACCCAGGAGGCCAAGGCCUCCCUUCUACUUGCCAAUCCCACUGCCAUUAGUGUGAAAUCCAUAGGGUGCUUUGGAAAACAGGAAUGUGCCUGAUUUGAUGGACAAUGUCUCUCUCUCUCUCCCUCUUUUUUUUUUUUUUUUUUUUUUGGUAGUCCAAUGGAGGAAUUCAGAACAGGAAAGUGUCUUUUUGUUAAGUAGUUGGAGCCAGAUGCUUCCCCUCUCCAAGUGCAUGGAGACUCCCAACCCCCAGCCAGAGUGGAUCUUUUGACGAGCAAAUUUUAUCCCAUGAGAUAAAGAAAAAACGCACUGCCUCUAGGUUCUUUUGUCCAAGUGAGAGCAAGAUGAUGGAGAGAGGCUCUCUGACUCACCAAGGCUCUUUCUAGAACAAUGUCUAUGCUCUGGCUCCUGUGUGUCCACUCAUGGUCAAGGCUGAACUGCUUUUCAGCUUGACAAGGGAUGAAGCACCAUUUCAGGACUUCUCUGGUUCAGAAACAAGCACACACUCCCCACUGAAGUCUACUGAUACUAAUCAGUAUAAUUAACUAAUUUAAAAGUACUGUAAUUAGACUGCUUGCAGCUACCAUAAAAGCCCAUUAAUUUGAAGCCCACUAAUUCAGAACUUAGAGAAAAUCACAAUUUGAGGUAAUUCAUGAUAGCUGCGAUUCCCGCUACAUAAAAAUAUUUGAAAGAUACUUCCUGUUGGUCAAUUUCCAGGGUCUUCUGUGUAAGAGGAAUCUAGUUUAAAAUGAGUCCCUUUUUCAAAAGAAAGGCUCAAGAUAUUAAGGAUCCCUUCACUGUGCCUUCAGCUUUGGGGUUUAGCAUUUCUUGUCUGUAAGGUUCCUUCUGUGUAGGGUGAUCCCUUGUUCUCUCUCCAUUGUGGGAAAUUUCAGCCUUUCACUCCACUCUUGUAUUUAUCCUCUGAAUAACAUAGUUUGUGAAUUUGACUGCAAUUUUAAACACAAGUAUGUGUCUUUCUAAGUAUUCUGUAAAGCAGAUGUUGUGUUUGCAGACUGGCUGUUCCCAUCGUUCGCCCCCAAAUAUUUAAACUUCGGGAGCUUUUCCUUUCACAGGCUGUGGGCGGUGAGUCUCUGUCUAGCAGGAAUUUCUCUCACAAAGAUAGCCAAACAGCACACCCCCUCGGGCUCAACGCUCAACAGUUGUUUCACUGUACUGCUAUCUGCCCGCUGAACAGUGCCUGCCUCCUCCCGCCCUCAGCUGAGCAUUAACACAGAUACCCAGGAUGGGACGAGUACCCCAGCUGCUCUUGCCUCCCAAUCUGUCUCCUCUUGCAGAUGCCACUUUCCCAGGCCGCAACACACCUGCUAUUUCACUCUGUAAUUGUGAACUUGUGACAGUGGAAACCCUGGUAUGUGCAACUGAGCUUAUAGAAAUGAUUCCUGUGUAAUGGAUUAAUUUUGGUACCACUUUAAAUUGUGCUCAUAUUCAUGUGUUGACCCGUGUCAGCUGGGAAAUCUGUGCAUUCAGUAAUAUGUCAGGAUUUCACUGGAUCCUGGGGGCAAUGAACAAACUUGCUUCUGACCCCUCUCUCGCUCUCGCUUUCUUGCUUUUUAUGAUUGUCGAGCUUCGCUGUUAACUUUUGUCUCUUUCUGUACAAGAAGAUAAAGAAUAAAAAUAAAGA
Sciurus carolinensis (gray squirrel) is the source of this 6749-nucleotide messenger RNA. It is a transcript of the gene Prrg3, whose product is annotated as proline rich and Gla domain 3. Lineage: Eukaryota; Metazoa; Chordata; Mammalia; Rodentia; Sciuridae. The transcript has 4 exons. Gene Ontology annotation, cellular component: extracellular region. Gene Ontology annotation, molecular function: calcium ion binding. The record is from RefSeq and is a predicted model, not a curated record. Bases 1120 to 1815 code for a protein of 231 amino acids.